Molecule: messenger RNA, 3029 nt
Organism: Linum tenue
Lineage: Eukaryota; Viridiplantae; Streptophyta; Magnoliopsida; Malpighiales; Linaceae
Source: the annotation of a GenBank genome assembly
GAAAGAGAGAAGUAAUCUUUCUCUCCUCUUCUUUUCUCAUCAAACUACUCUGCUAUCUCGUUUUCCUUCGAGCCGUGUGACCUAAUUAGGACGCCGUAGUCUACUUUCGUCGUGCGAGGAAUGCCAGCCUCGCGCUCAAUCAUCAGUUUGUAUUUUCUGCCUUUUGUCGUCAAAAAACCGUUUCCGGUUCCGAAUUUGGUGUCCGUUUGGCGACAUUAGGGUUUCUGGAUUGGGUUUUGGGAGUCUUAGGUGUUUGUGGUGUUUGUGUCAAUUGAAAUUGCUUGUUAGCUAGUGGAUCUGCAGCUGGCUGUGUUUGACGUGAUUUCAUCCUCUGUGUGAUACUUUAGCGACCUUUUCUCCCCUGGCAUCAAUACAAUUUACGUAGGGAUUGAAUUUUGCGCUAAAUUCAGUCGACAUUGUGAAGUACAGUAGUUCUCGUGCUUGCUCAGUUCGUUUCCAUUUCUCAAGCACUUAUUUUAUGUGAUUUGACUACUUUGCUGCUGUUGAUUCUGAUCUCAGAAAGUCAAACUUUCAUUUUAUGCGCCUGCUGCGACAAAGUACUUCGAGUAUGAAAUUAAAGUGAUCUUCGUUCAUUUGUCCUCAGGGUCUCUCUUUCUCUUGCCAGUUCCCUUCUUAUCUGAAGCUAUUGCGAACAUAAUGUUCUAUAUACCUUCUAACUAAGAAGUAAACGUAGUUCAUCUUGCACUUCUGUUCAUUCAUUGCCUUCUAACUGAAGCCACUUACUCUUUUAUUUCAUGUUUAGGUUUUGGCUCUUCAAGAUAGUGCAAUUUAUGUGUGGUAGUAAUAAUCAUAUCGAAUCCAUGGUAGACAAUGGCCCUCUUUAGGAACUAUUCAUCUGAAACAAUAACAAACAGGCCAGCUGAAGGAAAGGUUCAUACUCCUGGUAGAAUGGUUGGAAGCGAGGAUGUUGAUGGGUCUUCGAGUGAAAGAGAAUUCGAUAUGAACAUGGAUCCACGGUACGAAAGUGAGGCUGAACUAGGGGAGAGUAGGAUGCAGAAUGAUGGAGUUCCUGACCAUGAAUCUGGUAACCCUAUUUGUUAUGCAUUAAGUGAUAACAUCCUCACUUGUUCCAGCUGUACGUCGAGUCUCUUGCUCGUUUUCAAGGCGGAUCCCCUUAUAUUUACCCCUUGUAUGAAUUGGGAGAUUUGCCGCAGGCAUUUGCACGGCUGAGUGCAGUCUAUGGUGGUACAUAUAUGUUGAACAAACCUGAAUGCAAGUUUGAUGGUGAAGGCAAAGUUAUUGCGUCACCUCAGAAGGAGAAAUUGCUAAGUGUAAGAAAGUGGUUUGUGAUUCGUCCUACUUGCCAGGAAAGGUUAGAAAGGUCGGGAAAGUUGCAGGGCAAUUGCCAUCAUGAGCCGCCCAAUUCCCAACACCAAUGACUCUCACUCAGUGCAGGUUAUUCUUCCACAAAAGCAGUUGGGUUGCAAAUCAAACAUUGGAUUCAUCGGGGCUAGCUUCAUCAUCAAGAAGAAAGGUCUCAAGAAAGCCGCUGCCACCUCCGGUGUUAGAGCAGGUGUUGGUGGGUAUUCUUAUCUCUCAGAGCCUCUAUGGUGGUUUGGCAUGAUUACCAUGAUUGUAGGAGAAGUUGCAAACUUUGUUGCAUAUGCAUUUGCUCCGGCUGUUCUGGUUACUCCACUUGGUGCACUAAGUAUCAUUGUUAGUGCUAUCCUUGCACAUUUCCUCUUGAAUGAGAAGUUGCAUGCUCAAGGAGUUGUGGGUUGUGUAAUGUGCAUUGCUGGAUCCGUUGUAGUUGUGAUUCAUGCACCAGAAGAGCACCCAAUCAAUUCUGUUCUUCAAUUGUGGAAUAUGGCAACUCAACCCGGUUUUUUGUUUUAUGUUGCCUCAGUGAUUGUGUUGGUUUUCAUUCUUGUCUUCCUUUACGCUCCACAAUAUGGGAACUCAAAUGUGUUAGUUUUCACCGGCAUUUGUUCGUUGAUGGGUUCUCUAUCGGUGAUGAGUGUCAAAGCACUUGGAACUGCUUUAAAAUUGACUUUCGAAGGGAAAAAUCAACUGCUUUACUCAGAGACAUGGUUCUUUACAUUCGUUGUGGCCAUAUGUGUCAUCACGCAAAUGAAUUAUCUCAACAAGGCUCUUGAUACAUUCAACACUGCAAUUGUGUCUCCAAUUUAUUAUGUCAUGUUCACUUCACUUACAAUUCUUGCUAGUGUCAUCAUGUUCAAGGAUUGGGCUGACCAGAAUGCAGGAAAUGUGAUAUCAGAAAUAUGUGGCUUCAUUGUAGUACUCUCUGGAACCAUCCUGCUACAUACUACUAAGGACUUCGAAAGGAGUUCAUCAUUUAAAGGUGGCUAUGCAUCAUCAAUCAACUCUGGAGGCUAUGCACCUUUAUCUCCAACAUUAGCUACUCGGCUCUACAAUGGUAGCAGUGAAUUUACCACACAUGAUGAAGAAGAUGCAAUGCUUGCUGACCAGAUAUCCUUGCAAAGACAAGGGUAGCAUUAGAAGCCCCAUGCUUUUGAAGAAGGCUUCAUGCUUUGAUUUAGUUAGAUAUGCAGCAACUACUUGCAAUCCAACGACCUGGCAGUGGCACUGACCUAUCUCUGGAAAUUUUUAGACAAUGCAGAUUGUGUUUGAGCCGCUGCAGGAUUGUGAUGUCACAAGAAAUAUAGUUCUAUGAUUCGAAUUUGUGGACUUCUGAAGAUGAUGGUGGGGGAGCCCUUACAUUGUUUCUCUAAACUUCCAAAAGAGAAAUGAGAAGCAUGUAAGACAUUGUUGCUUUACCAUCCAGCUUUGCGUGGGAGCUUAUUACAACAUUUGUUUCUCUAAGGUUGGUAGGUUUCACAUUAUCAUUGUUUUGUUGUUAUAAUAUUUGAGUUUGUAUGCAAGCAUUAAUUCCAAAAUUAUAUGACGAGGCCAAGCUGUAGCAUUGUUUGGAAAGUCGAUCAUAAGUGCGACAUUUAUCAUUUUACAAACUUUGGUACUCCAAUUAUGUAAUACUAUUGAGAACAAAUUCUUAAAUGUCCCUUAGUUGAAUGGGGAUCAUGCCAACG